Molecule: messenger RNA, 1835 nt
Organism: Mytilus californianus (California mussel)
Lineage: Eukaryota; Metazoa; Mollusca; Bivalvia; Mytilida; Mytilidae
Exons: 12
Coding region: 1-1671 (556 amino acids)
Cellular component (GO): membrane
Source: RefSeq, a predicted model, not a curated record
AUGAUUGCCAAUGAGGCAACUACACAAUGUAAUAUCCAGAAUCCAAGCAACUCAGAACAACAGUAUUUUAAGACCCGUAUUGGUUUGAUAUGCUCAUGCUUGGGUUGUGUUGUUGGAACAGGAAAUAUAUGGAGAUUUCCAAGAAUUGUUGCAAAUAAUAGUGACGAAAAAGGCGGUCUUGUAUUUUUGAUUGUAUGGUCUUUAUUCCUGUUACUAUGGUCCAUACCAAUGUUACUGAUAGAAUAUGGUACAGGCCGGUACACAAAGAAAGCUAUCAUUGGAUCAUUCCAACAAUUCAUGGGGGAGAAAGGAUCCUGGUGUGGAGCAUGGAUCUCUAUGGUUACAUUUUUCAUAUCAUGUUAUUAUUCAGUAGUGUUAGGAUGGUGUUUCUAUUAUGUUGUUUACUGUAUAGCUAAUGAACUUCCAGACAACGUAGAAGACAGUCGUCAGAUAUUCAGGGACUAUGCAGAGGAAAGUAAAUGGCCUCUAUUGACUCAUGCUAUAGCGCUGAUGGUAGCAGGACUGUCGGUUAUCAAGGGAGUUAAAACAAUUGAAAAGGUCAAUUUAUUCCUGGUUCCCAUCCUACUGGCAAUCUUACUAUUCACUUUUAUCUGGUCCCUUACAAGAGAAUAUGCUGAUUAUGGUAUCAAGUACCUCUUCACACCAAACUGGGAAUCCUUUGGAGAGCCCCGACUUUGGGUCGAUGCAAUCAGCCAAAAUGCAUUUGAUACUGGAGCUGGUAUGGGAAUUUUUAUUCCUUAUUCAUCUUUUAUGAGUGUGGACAAUGCUAUAGUGAAGUAUGGAAUUUUUAUUCCUUCGUUAAAUAACCUUAUAAGUUUAAUUUGCGGAAUGAUGAUUUAUGCUGCAGUGUUUUCUAUACUGAUAGUUAGCCGUGGUGUUCUGGCAAAGGACGAGUACCUGUCCAUCCUUAAAGACAGUGGUCCUGCUAGUACCGGACUUACUUUUAUUUGGAUACCUGUCCUAUUUUCGACACUGGGAACUUUUGGUCGAGUUUUAUCUAUCCUAUUUUUCACCUGUCUGUCAUUUGCUGGGAUAACAUCACUUAUAUCAAAUAUGGAGUUAGUUACCCAUACAUUACAGGAUUUUGGAGUUCCUAGAAAAUUUGGUACACCUGCCACAGUACUGGUCACUUUUUUGGUUGGUAUGAUGUCAGCAUUGGAUAUAAAUAUUUUAACAAAUCAGGAUUUUGUUUGGGGAUUUGCAUUAGUUAUCAAUGGAAUGAUGUUACAAGCUAUGGUCAUUUUUUACGGAACUGAAAACUUUAGAAAGACUCUUUUCAACAGAUUUAGUUUGGACGAUUGGAAACUUCCUAGAGUUUGGGGAUGGAUGAUAAAGUUUGUUUUGCCAGUUGAAGCUAUUGCUAUCAUUGUAUGGUGGGCCGUUGACUUGAUUGACGGGACAACCGGUGAUGGUGAAAAGUGGUAUGAAUUUGGACGAGAAACAUUUGUUAUGACAAUUCUUCAGUGGGGCAGCUUGAUGUUAUUAGUGAUCCUAGUAAAUUGUGUAGUUUAUUUUUACCGACACAAGGAACCAGCAUUAGACAAACGACCGAUUCUAGAUGAUGUAGACACAGUGAUGACUGAUACGAAAACUCCCGAGAAACAAGGAUUAUCGAGCAUGUCCGAGUCAUAUAGAUCGAUUCGUUUGUAAACAUUCCAUAAUAUUCAUAUUUGAAUAUAUUUUCAUAUGAAUUAUAUUAAAGAAAUCUAAAUGAAACACUCUUACUGAAAUGGUAAUAUUUUAAAUAUUAUACAAAAAUGAAUUUACCAAAAAUAUGUUGUUAUUUAAUAUACUUUUAUGUGUUAUAUCAUAUG